Molecule: messenger RNA, 978 nt
Organism: Humulus lupulus (European hop)
Lineage: Eukaryota; Viridiplantae; Streptophyta; Magnoliopsida; Rosales; Cannabaceae
Exons: 1
Coding region: 1-978 (325 amino acids)
Source: RefSeq, a predicted model, not a curated record
AUGCCUAUGGAGCAAGUGCAAGCAAUAGGGAACUUCCCAAGGUCUUCCAACAACCCAUACUCCAUGAGUUACAAUCCAGGGUGGCGGAAUCACCCAAAAUUUUCGUGGACAACUGGGCAGGGUAGUCAGCAACAGUUUCAACAGAAUCAACCACAGUAUCCUCGACCUCCUCCUGGGUUUUAUCAGCAGCAACCAGUAAGACCUGCACAGCAACCGAUGCAAGCAAAGCAAGACGGUCAGGCUGAUGUGUUAACUCAAUUUAUGACUGAAACGAGAUCAUCAAUUUGGAGCUUGGAAACUCAGAUUGGACAGUUGGCUACACUUAUGGCAAACCGAGCUCAAGGGAACUUGCUAAGCACUACUGAGGUGAAUCCAAAGGGGAAUCCUAACGAACAGUGUCAGGCGAUUACUUUAAGGAGUGGAACAGUAUAUGAGGGAACAAGUGUGGAAAAGAGAAUCGAGCAGAAGCAAGAUCAACAGGCACCCAAUGUUGAAGACAAGAAGACUUGUGAAGAGAAGGUUAAAGAGAUUCCACCAGCAAGAGAAGUGGUACCUCCGGUGUCUAUAGAUCAUCACAGAAAAAUUCCAUAUCCACAGAGACUCCAAAAGAACCGUCUUGACAAGCAGUUUGCAAAGUUCUUAGAGGUUUUCAAGAGGCUACAUAUCAACAUACCCUUCGCAGAAGCAUUAGAACAGAUGCCCAGUUACGUAAAAUUUAUGAAAGAUAUUUUAUCAAAGAAGAGAAAAAUGGAGGAUUACGAAACUGUGGCAUUGACCGAAGAGUGCAGUGCUAUUUUGCAAAGGAAGCUUCCACAAAAGUUGAGAGAUCCUGGAAGUUUCACUAUCCCAUGCACAAUUGGUAACUUUGAGUGUAAACAUGCACUAUGUGAUUUGGGAGCCAGCAUAAAUCUCAUGCCUCUAUCAGUAUUCAAAAGACUUGGUUUGGGUGAGGCAAAGCCAACAACUGUUACACUAUAG